UGAAAUCUGAUAAAUCCAAUACUUUAAUUUUAUUUGUGAAAAUAUAACCAUAAGAUAUUCUAAUCCAAGUACACAAGAGCUGUAGUAGAGAAGUGGAAGGAGUAAUGUUCAUCUAGUUGAAUAUAUACGUGCCAACAUAAUUUUUGAAAUACGAUCAGUACAAACAGGCUUUUGUGACUUAAUUUACAUGUACGAGCCCAUACCGUUUAAACCAGUUCAGGCCAAACCUAACUGUAGAUUAUAGUCCUCCGGACAGCUUCUUAUACUUGAUAAAUUAGCCAUUAAUAUGGGGUUAAUUUUUAAUGUUACUUCGGGCAAGAACAAUAAAAAAAGAAACAACGGUCUCCCAAAACCGGUAACCCGCAAAGUUAAAAAGCCGGAUGAUUUAACGACUUCAGCGCUGAGAUUUAGAAGUAAUAUUUUGUCGAAAGAAAUCUGUACUUCACAUUCAGCGUUUUGCCAAAGUCGUAUAAAAAACGUUGAUUCUGAGUAUGCCAACAGCAUUAGCAGCAGACGAUUCAGAGCCAAACGCAAGGAAAAGAGCAGCAACCUGAUCGCAGAAAGCCAAAUUAAAAGACGACCACUAGGAUUUAUGAUUUUCAAUAGAAGCAGUGUUAUCAGUGAAAACUGUACAAUCACCCGGGGUAAAAAGAUUGAGAAUUGUUUCCCCCGGGUCGAAUCGGACUCUCUUUUGUCCUGUAAUUUUGAUAGUAGUAGCGAUUUUACAAAAUCUUUUCAACGACGAAGCGAGAAAUAUGUUAUGCAGGCAGUAAUGCCAAUAAUGAAAAAAUAUACUGGUGAUAACGCUCACGUCAGUGCAGAUGCGGUGUCAUUAGAACAAGCAACAUCUGCACUCAUCUCCAACAAUCCUCGGCUAAAUUGUACUCAUCACAAGACAAAGUGUCGUUCUAGCAAACCUUACCGUAACCUAUUUAGAGGUACAGCGGUAGUAGCGGUAGGAAAAGCAACGAAUAGGGCAAAACAGAUGACAGUAUUUCCCAAUAUAGCAUUGGUACGAAAACUAUCACCUACUGGAUCGUGUGCGGCUGAGAUUAUAUCUGCGCAAACUUUGAUAACAUCUGUUACAAACCGAUCAGUGUCACCAACGUCGACGGUGGCAUCAGUAAUGCCAACUUUAGCAGGAACGCUAUUAGACGUCCCGGUUUUUUCCCAGCUUUGGCAGAAGCUUGUGAAACUACUAGGGAAUUCAGUAGCAGGAAUAACUUCGCCAUAUAGGUUUUCAAAAGAACAUGUUAGAUCAACACUAAAAACGGCAGGAAAAACAACGAAAAUUCCUAAAGCAAUGGAUCGACUACAGAAGCACUCAACAAUAUCUGAAUCAAUAUUAACAGGGACAGCAACAUGUAGUAAAAUAACUGUAUCAGCCAUACCGACGGCGCCUUCAGACUGCUCAUCAUCGCGUACGAAAUCGCGGUUGUUACCCAGUGUGGGUACCACGUCAUUCUUUACAUUGUUGACACUCAUUUGCUUAGAAACGGUACUGCUCUCUACUGUAUCUAAUUGUGCAAAAACAUUCUACAUGCAUUGGAAUACAUCGAACAGCAUAUUUCGUAUAGAUAAUACAGACCAUAUUAUAGAUGUAAACAAAGGGAAUUUAGCAUUCGAAUUCGAUCAAGUACAUAUUAUAUGUCCCGUAUACGAACCUGGAACUUUUGAAAAUGAAACAGAAAAAUAUAUAAUAUAUAACGUGUCAAAAGUGGAGUACGAGACUUGUCGGAUAACGAAUGCUGAUCCACGUGUUAUAGCCAUUUGUGAUAAACCGCAAAAAUUAAUGUUUUUUACAAUAACUUUCCGGCCAUUUACACCACAGCCAGGUGGUUUGGAGUUCCUUCCUGGAAAUGACUACUAUUUCAUUUCGACCUCAUCAAAAGAUGAUCUUUAUCGACGAAUAGGUGGGCGUUGUUCUACAAACAAUAUGAAAGUUGUUUUCAAAGUGUGUUGUGCGCCCGAGGAGAAGAAUAAAACCACAACAGUUACUAGUAGCAGCAUUGGUACAUCCUUAAGCGGUAGCAGUAGUGCUGGUGGUUUCGGAAUCAAUAUCAACUCAGCCGAUGGCAGUGGAAAGACAACUAGUAUUGAAAAUUCGGCCAAUAUAGACAUUGUCAAUACUCAGGCUAAUAUAAAUCAACAUAUGAAUAGCAUAAAUACAAUCGGCAUAAAUGGUGUCAACACGGGUUUAAUGCCAAUCGGUGGUGUGAAUAUAGGCGUUAGUAGCGGCAUUGGCACCAACAAUGGUGGUAUGCAGAUGAAACCGAUGAACGGCGCUAGCGGAACAUCAAUCAAUACAAAUAUUGAUCAAUUUAAUCGUAUACCAAUACAAGACGGCGGCGUUAAUGCUAUGGGAAAUAAUAUUGGUGGCCUUGGUGGUCAUGGCAGCGGUAGCAUUAUACUAACACCUGGCGGUCAUGGGGGCAUAAAUAUGAUUUCCAGUGGUGGAAGUAUUGGCAUUGGACAAUAUCCUGGCCAUCCCGGCCAGACUGGUAUACGCAUUAAUAAUGUCGCGUCACAGCAACAUCAUGCAACGCAUAAAAAUAAUAACUAUAAUGGUAAGGAUGCCAGAACGGGCGGUGUUGGUGUUAGUGAUGGUGUUAGCGCUGGUGGUGGUGCGUUUAUGAAUAUAAAUUUCGGUGAUGCCAAGUUUAUAUCACCAUUUGUUAACACAAAUCAUAGCAAUAUUGUUCAGAGUACAAUUAACUGGCCAGGAUGGGGUAGAGGCGGAACCGUACAUUCUAAAAAUCAUAAUAUAACUACUACUACAAGAAACGAUCAUAAUAUAAAUGAGCUAAAUAAUAAUUAUUAUUCACCGUCCCAUAAACCGAUUACCAAUAAAACAAAAAAUAAAAGACGGUCACCUUCAUUACCAAGCUCCUUAAAUCGUUUGAUUGCACGAGAAACCAAUGAACGUGCAAUUCCAAGCUUCCGUGCUAUCUCGCAGUUGCGUGCUCCAUAA
Anastrepha obliqua is the source of this 2971-nucleotide messenger RNA. RefSeq lists its product as uncharacterized. Gene Ontology annotation, cellular component: plasma membrane. The record is from RefSeq and is a predicted model, not a curated record. Gene Ontology annotation, molecular function: ephrin receptor binding. The transcript has 5 exons. Bases 287 to 2971 code for a protein of 894 amino acids. Gene Ontology annotation, biological process: ephrin receptor signaling pathway; axon guidance. Lineage: Eukaryota; Metazoa; Arthropoda; Insecta; Diptera; Tephritidae.